Messenger RNA from Rubroshorea leprosula, 876 nucleotides. The record is from the annotation of a GenBank genome assembly. NCBI's taxonomy places the organism in Eukaryota, Viridiplantae, Streptophyta, Magnoliopsida, Malvales, Dipterocarpaceae.
ACAGAUCUAGGUUUUCUCAAACCCAGAUCUGGGUUUUCUCUCACAAACUUCAUCUUCUUCCUCCUUUCCUCCUUGAUAGUUUUGCCCCCUCAUUCUCUAUCAACCUUCCUUCCUUUCCCUGCUCAUCCUUCUUCUUUCUUCUUCUUAUUCUUUCUCUCUCUCUCUUCUCCCUUCUCCCUCUCAAACCCAGAUCUGGGUUUUUCUCAAACCCAGAUCUGGGUUUCUCUCAGGCCCAGAUCUGGGUCCGUCUCGACAUUUUUACCUACCAAUUGUCAAACUCUCUUCAUCAAACUACUCUUUCGCCCCUCUACAAAUUCAUCAUCGCCAAACCCAUUUUUCCUUAUUGGCACAAACCUUCAUCCUCUCCGCCAUUCAACCUUUCUCCCAUCUCAGACUUCUGAUUUUUCUAUCACCGCCACACUACUACACCUCAACAAAACCCAGGAAACCAACACCCACACCAUUGACCAUGGCUGGCAAAAGUUCAGGUGGCGAUGAUGACAAGGAUGAGGAUGGCAGUCUUAAAGAUUCGAAGGAGAACGAAAAUGCAGAAGAAGUUAAGAAGUUGAAGCCGAAUAAACCGAACCCAAGGUCAGUGACGUGGAGGUCGCCGCCAAGGUCGCCACCAAGGUUGAUUCACCAUAGAUCCAAAUGUUCAUGGGUACCUCUAAUUUGAGUUAUCAAGGGAGAACCCACACAGAUCUGGAAGGAAAAAGCGGAGGAAGAAGAAAUGGGGGAGAGAAAGAAAAAGAAAAAGGUAGGAGGAAGAGGGAAGAGGAGGAAGAAGGCUGGGAAAGAGGACGGGGCAGUGGGAUGAGAGAGAAGAAGGGAGGAAGAAGAAGAAGAAUAAUGCAAUAAUAAAUGAUGUGGAUUUUU